This is a messenger RNA of Manihot esculenta (cassava), 989 nucleotides long. RefSeq lists its product as uncharacterized. Gene Ontology annotation, biological process: positive regulation of proteasomal ubiquitin-dependent protein catabolic process. The transcript has 6 exons. The record is from RefSeq and is a predicted model, not a curated record. NCBI's taxonomy places the organism in Eukaryota, Viridiplantae, Streptophyta, Magnoliopsida, Malpighiales, Euphorbiaceae. The coding region runs from base 208 to 726 and encodes 172 amino acids. Gene Ontology annotation, cellular component: Cul4-RING E3 ubiquitin ligase complex.
GCUAGAUCCUUCGCCAUCCCUACUCAAAUCCCAGCUAAAUCAAUACCCAAACAAGGUUUUAUGGCCGAAAAUAUAGCGGGGUGGGAUGUACGGCAGUACUCGUAUAAAAGCAAGUAAUCAUGCGCGUCACGCCCACUUAACUCGCGCUCUUGAGUCUCCUUCUUGUCUUUCUAUAUAUGCAUCGCGAGGGUUUUUCUUUCCAGCGCCAUGGAGGAUUCGCCUUCUCGGACUUAUUAUUCAAAUUCAAUGGCCACUGGGGCUUCCAAGUUCCUCUCUAAUCUUCCUUCUCGAGGCUUCUUGUCCUCAACCGUUCUCUCUUCAAAUCCGAUUUUUUUUUUGCAGGGUGGGAUGCGAGUCUAUAUCUGUGAUCACGAUACGUUGCCCCCAGAGGGCCAACAGAUAAAGACUAAUCAAACAAACAUAUUGAUUAGAUCGCUCCAGAUUAAGAAACAAAAGGGUGAUUCCAGUUCGAAGGAUAUGAAGGGAGUAACUGUCUCUGAGGGUUCUCGAAAGCGCCCUCCAGAAAGGGUUCAGGAUGGCAGGGCAUCAGCUAAAAGAAGCAAUAGUCAAACUGGUCAUCGACAAGAGGGAUUUGAUAGCCAAGUAGUUGAUAGGGACUUUUACAGUUUGACAGUAGAAAGACUUCGUGCUCUUCUAAAGGAGCGGGGUCUUUCACCCAGAGGGAAGAAGGCAAGUUUUUUUUUAAAAAAGGCAAAAUUCAUAUGAAGUUUGUGCAUCUGCCUCUGUUAGCCAGAUGAGUUGGUUGCAAGGUUGAGAAAUGUAAAUGGUUAAUGGCUUGGAAGUUUCAGGAUGAAUCUGCUAUGCACAUUGUAUACAUCCAGGGCAGGUAUAUAGGUGAUUUUGUUGUCUUCUUUGUAACUAAGGAAAUGAAUCGAAUGACUAAAAGGAGCGGAAGAAAGUGCACUUAGAAGAAGUUGAAAAGAAUAUAAGCAUUUUACAUUUUUUUUUCCAAAACGUUUUUUAAUGCC